Messenger RNA from Astrephomene gubernaculifera, 2323 nucleotides. The record is from the annotation of a GenBank genome assembly. Lineage: Eukaryota; Viridiplantae; Chlorophyta; Chlorophyceae; Chlamydomonadales; Astrephomenaceae.
UGUAACCUUGGUGUACAGCACGCUGUGCAUGCUUUGCUGUAACAGCUCAAAAAGUUUGCUUGCGGCAGAUUGUUAAUUCCUACAAAAAACAGUGCAACACCCUUCAUAUUUAAAUAGUAUAUCGAUCUUUGGCUCCUUAGAGCUCACGCCCAUAGGUUAGGCACCUGCGACAGAAGGGCUGCUGAGUUGGCGCUAGAGACAGUCCCAAAAUGCCACGAGCACUUCAGGAACAACUUGCCCACGUUAGCGGCGGGGGCAUGCUUGGGAUUGGUCUCUCCUGCGGCUUUUGUAUUGGGUUGAUCACCUAUGCGUGCGUAAUGUGGCUGAUUCGGGCCUGCUCGGGGAAGACAACGCAUAAUCGGUCGCAGUCGAAGCUACAGAACGGCAAUGAAGGAAAUGGCUCUGCUGUGCCGGAUCGACUUCCCGAAGCUAACAUUGCACCAUAUGCCAAGCCCCCUACAUCCAACAACGACUACUUCUCGCCACUGCAAUCAAGUAUUGCCAAGUCCGUCAAUUUACGCAACAGUGCCAACAGUAGCGCAAUGCUGGAGACGGCCGCGGCAUUUGGGGGCCACGGAUUUGCAGUUCUGCAUGUCUCACGCCCGACAGCGCCUAGCACAGCAAGCGCUCCGUCAUCCCAGCCUCCAUCCACUCCUCUUCGAGACUUCAACCCCAUUCAGUCCCCUUCAGCGCUCGACGCGUCGGAGGUCAACGUGGCCGUGCCGCCAGGACCUGCUCCAGUCUGCGACACACAGGUCACCCCGGUUGGACAGCGGCCGCCUGCAGCGCAGCACCACCAGCGCCUGGUCUCAGUUGCUGAUGCCUAUGCUGCCCAAGACCUUGACGACGAGUGGGCCGUCGUCCUCGGCGACCUAGACGGUAUGUUGGCUAAACGAGGCCAGCCCCGGCUCGCCUCUCCGGAGCGUGCGGUGGCGGUCCGGCGGCUCAUUGCGGUGACGGGCAGUCGCGGCAUGCACUUUGCGCUGGAGGCGGCUCUGCAGGAUGUGUUGCGCGUGCGCAGCAAGCAGUAGUAGUAAGCUACGAAUUGACCGUGUGCCAGGGCUUUAGUUGACGACGCAUAGUUGAAUGCAGUUUUCGUAGCUGCUCGGAAUGAGUAUGCUAAAGCGUGUGAUUCCGUUUCAUGAAACAUGGCGCUUUCGUCCUGCACAUCCGUCGUAUUUACCUGCUAACACUGGUUCUGUACGGUGCCUAAAUUGGGGUACCGAACCACUGUAUAGGCUGCAUUCGUUUGCAAGGGGCCCGUCGUGGCCUGCUACGGUUCUAUCUGCUUUGUGCAUUUCCAACUGCUGCCUUCCUCAGCCUCUCAGCGUGCCAUAUGGCUGACGUCGUGUUGUGCAGCUGCGACCUGGCUCGUCGAGUGGAGAAAUGUCAUGCCGUGAUCAUGCCGUAUCAAACCGUAUUCAUUAUGAGGGCAAACAUUACAUUGCCCAUGUGGUGAUGGGCACACACGUGGUUGUAGGCCCUGGAAACUCUGUUUACCUAUACCUACAAAAUGGACCAUUGCCAAUUGGGUCAUGUCACGAACUAGUACCCCGGACAUGUAAAUGCGAAAUCGGUACUGUUCACUUGACGCAUUCCACUUGUGUUCCUGCUUGCAAACCUGCAACCAUAAGUACCGUCCAUCAUAGCAAAGUACAUGGACCAUAGCGGGAAAAGGGAAUCAUGCACGUCACACGUCCAACAUCAAUCACCAUGUCGACAGUCUCGUCAGCAUGCAUACGGAGGCGUUACCGUUCAUUGCUGGGACAUUGAGCAAGAAUCCGUGGUACGAAGUAUGAAUUCAAAAGCAUACAGCUCCGCCUCCUGCGGCUAUAAUGUAUUAGCACAGUACUACAUCUACACGUCCACCGCCACCUCCUGCUAACUCUACCUACCUAAUAUACCACCUGUCAUGCCUGCAGCUUUCCCGAUCUACUCUAAUUUCCAUUCCCAACCCGACUAAAACGCUAAUGUCAUGUAGUUCUUUUUGUUGUUUCUGUGGAAGGAUUUGCGGAGGACCGUUGGGGGCUGGUAGUACGCUGGCCCAGGUGCGUUCGCAGACGCCGCAUACGAGCGCUGGUCGAUGACCUCCUCAUGCCCUGCGCUGCGGCUGCGGAACGGCGCCGACACGCCCUUGGGCGGGCUGUGCGAAUGCAGGGGCGCGUGUGUGGGCUCUAGGUAGUCAUGCGCCACCUUCUCGCUCGUGCUCGCCAGCACCUGGCGUGACUGCCGCCGCUGCGCCGCUGCGUUCUCAGGCGUCAGGAACUGCGGGCUGGGUCGGUGCGCCUCGCGGCUCAGUUUAGCACGAAUGGAGGCAAAAUCC